AUGUCAGAUAUUCUUAAAGAUGCAGCCCCAGAGUUUGAGAAAUUUGAAGUCAAGUUCAGUAGGGAAACUGUUGUAAAAGCACUGAAUCCUUUACUAGAGCCAUUUUCAAUCACUCUCUCAAAUCUUGACCUACUUUCAGGCCGUUUUCCUGUUACAUACUUGUAUUUCUACAGCAGGCCAAAAAUAGGUAACUUCGAAGCUUUUGUUGAGACUCUUAAAAGCUCGCUAGCACACAUACUCAAUUAUUACUAUCCCUUUGCUGGCCAAAUUGUUCACAAUCCCAAAACUAAUGAGCCUGAAAUAAUUUGUGACAACAAUGGUGCUCUAGUCAUUGAAGCUCAUGCAUGUAUCCCAUUAAAGGAUUUAGAUUUUCAUAAUCUCAAUGAAACACUUAAAGAUAAGGUAGUCUCAAUUCAACCAGAUUUUCCCAUGCAAAUUCAAGUUACAGAAUACACUUGUGGAGGCAUUUCCAUAGCAUUUACUUUUGAUCAUGCAUUAGGUGAUGCAAGUUCCUUUGGUAAAUUCAUUGCCUCAUGGUGUGAAAUAGCUCAAAAUAAACCACUCUCAUGCAUGCCAGACCAUAGUAGACACCUUUGUGCACGUUCUCCUCCCACAUAUCAACCAUCCUUGGACCAAACUUAUAUGAAGUGCACUAUGGAAGAGAUACAGAACAUGACAAUGAACCCAAUCUCACUGAAACGCCUCUAUCACAUCAAUGCAUCAAGUAUCAACAUGCUGCAGAACCUUGCUUCUGUGAAUGGUGUCAAGAGAACAAAGAUUGAGGCUUUCUCUGCAUAUGUAUGGAAGAUAAUGAUUACAACCAUUGAUCAAAGCCAUAAAAAGUGCAAGAUGGGUUGGUUAGUGGAUGGACGAGAAAGAAUGGGAAGAGGUAAGAAUUCAAUGUCAAAUUAUGUUGGUAAUGUUUUGUCUGUGGCUUUAGGGGAAGCAAGCAUUGAAGAAUUGAAGGAAGCUACUAUAUCGAACAUUGCUAACAUAGUGCAUGAGUCAAUUUCAAAGGUCAACAAUGAGGCUCAUUUUUUGGACUUGAUUGAUUGGGUUGAGUGCCAUAGGCCUGGUUUGAUGCUAGCAAAGUCAGUGUUGGGUCAGGAGGGACCAACACUGGUUGUGUCUUCAGGUCAAAGGUUUCCUAUCACUGAAGUUGACUUUGGAUUUGGGACUCCCUUGCUAGGGACAGUUUACACUUCUAUUGAAAGGGUAGGAGUUGGUUACAUGAACCAAAGGCUAAGUGCUAAGGGUGAUGGAUCAUGGAUCGUGUCUGCUAUCUUGUGGCCUGAAUUGGAAGCUGCAUUUCAUCAUGACCCAAUUUUCCAGCCCAUGUCUGCUUCUCAUCUUCUACUUUAG
This is a messenger RNA of Abrus precatorius (Indian licorice), 1362 nucleotides long. RefSeq names its product omega-hydroxypalmitate O-feruloyl transferase. The transcript has a single exon. Lineage: Eukaryota; Viridiplantae; Streptophyta; Magnoliopsida; Fabales; Fabaceae. Gene Ontology annotation, molecular function: acyltransferase activity, transferring groups other than amino-acyl groups. Bases 1 to 1362 code for a protein of 453 amino acids. The record is from RefSeq and is a predicted model, not a curated record.